UGUACUGUGCCAAUGUACAUCCAAUGUAGAUGGGACCAGGCAGUGAGUUGAGCGUGAGAUGAAAUCUGUUCCGGGAUCUGUACUCGACACUUGUUUGCUGAGUAACCGAUAAAGAGUUAUUCCAUGUAGACAAUCCAAGCAAAAGAUAUACUCGAAUCUUAAGUUGAUUCUCCAAGAAAUAACGCUUUCAAGGACCUGAUCUUAUGUUAAAUAGCAACAGUGUUUUCCAUCACACUCAUAACAUCUCAACGCAUGACGGAGGAGAUACGCCGCCAAAGCUCGCCGCACGGAAGCGGGUCGCUGGUAGAUGGAUCGGGGGAUUCGCCACCAGUGAUGUUGAGCUCUCCAGCUGACGAGGAAAACGGCGAGCCCCUCCAGUCUUCCAGUUUUGGUGGAGAAGGAUCCAGCAAACAUAGUACCCUGAGUAACAAGGACAAUGUGUCCACCCAUCAUGUUCAACUAGGCCGGCCUCAGGCACAUCCUUACCCCCACCCAGGCUCCCCAAUCUCGGACGAGGAAAGCCCCUUGUUGGAGGCAAAGCGCUCCGCCACCUCAAGUCGAGCAGGCAGUCGUGCUGGUAGCUCUUCAGCUAAAGGCACCUUAGGUUCUCAGAAGGGUAGAGUACACAGGCGUUCCCUAUCUAUGAUUGUUCAGCCAGGCAGUGUUAGAAGGCAUCUGAAUAUUGUGGAGAAUGAGUAUGAUGUAGAGACAGCAAUGAGUGUUCCAGCUACCCCAGUUCCUCAGAACCCGCCACCGCCUCCGAUAGACUUCAACCUAUAUGCUACGAAGAAGACGAUAGCGGAGGGCUUUUUGGUAGUGGCUCUCCUUGCUGCUAAUGCUGCCCAACUUAAGACUAUCAUCACAGCAGGCAAAGAGAAUCAAUUCCAUGGCUUUGUCACUGCCCUGGUCAUCCUCUCCAUCGUACUCUUAAUCAUCGUCAUCGUCUUCCUGCUCCUUCUAGGCCGUGAUAACCUCAACGAUGUCUACAAACAACGAAAGUUGGAUUGGAUCAACAACUUUGCCACAGCUCUUGUUUUCUGUAUUGUAUUCAUGAACAUCUUUGUAUGCGCGUUUGGAAUAGAACAUGCACCCUUAUAGUGUUGGCUGUGUCCGUUUUCAUAAACAGAGUAGGUCAUGUAGCACUUUUCUAGUAUUAAAAAGAGAUAGACAUGGUAUUUUUAUGAAGACUAAUAUAAUACUGCAUUAAAUUUUGCAAUAGAAAACUCUGCCCUUGAUGAUGCAGUGGGUUUAGAAAGUUUUAGCAAAACAUUGUACAUUAUGAAUGUCAAUGAAAAAAAAACAUCCAGAUGAUAAAGAGAAACAAUGGAUGAUUCAUUUAUGUAGAUGAGUUCUGAAUAAUCUUAUAAGAUAUUAAUUUGAUUUAUCACGCUUGCAGUGGUAAACUGGAAUAGCAAUUAAUUCAAGAACUGUCAUUUGAAAUGAUGUGCACUGCAUCAAGCAACACACUUGGUUCUUGUUUACAGGCAAAGAAGGCUUCCACGUCAUUAUUCUUCAUGCAUUCAUUAAUAACGCAUAGCAUACAAAAUGGUUUCCCCUAAAGGCUUGAGUCUGGUGCUUGUCUUUCUUACAGCAAGUUAAAAGGUGAUGGGGAGAAUGAAAAGGUAUUCUGUAGAAAAGCUGGCUUGCAGGUUUGUCAUGCAGUGCACCAAGGCUUUUCUGAAUGCAUUAACUCUUGCCUUUCUCUUUUCCCCGAAGCCAUUUGAGGCUGCCAUUAUUUCCAUUUAGGGUGGAAGGUAAAUUUCUGUUUUGUUUCCCAAUCUUGCAUUGGAUCAAUGUUAAUGGAAAUGCACAAUGCAUGAUGCUGUCAUUAUUUUUCAAUCUUUAAAAGCCUGCUUAAUUCACAGAUUGUUCAUUUUCAAAGUUUGAAUUUAUUGUCGUCCAAUAAAACUUGAAUUAUCAUACCUUUCCUUCAACGUCAGAAAGGUGUAAGUCAUUAAUCAGAAAGAUUUCACAUCCCUAGAAAAAUGUUUCUUUACAAUAAAGAGAACACUCCCAGAAGGAGUAACUGAAGCCAACUAUAGGUGGUUUGUUUCAAAACAUGAAAUUGGAACAAAAUAUAUUUAUUUAAAAAAAAAGUUCUUGCCCACUCAGAUCUUGCCUAAAAUUGCAAUAUCAUUUUUAAACUACAUGCACCUCAUUUCAAACUUAACACAGAUUGUUGUCCUGAAAAUUUGGCCAGAAUUCAGACUCUGACAUGAUGGUAAAAUUGCUUAUUUUUAUGGAUGGAUUGUUGUAGGAGACAAUGAAGAAGUUCAUGAUUGCUUUCCAUGCAUGGUUUAAUGAACUCUUAAAGGCCUUUGAGCAUUCUGUCUGAGAAGAACAGCAUAUCUCAUUGCACUUGCUAUAUUUAGCUAUUGCCAUCUCUAUGCAUACCGUGAGCAACAUAUGUUGUAAUGGUCAUAUCCGAAUGCUACUUCUAUAAUAUGCAAUGACUCUAUUUCACAUUAGUGUUUGAAAUGAAUAUAUGACUAACAUAUUCAAAAAUGCAAUCUCUGCCAUUAUAGGUAGCUGCGACACUAAAAUGCUGCAUAUUCUUUUGUGGCCUUUGAAAAAAAAAACCUACAUGUGGGAUAAGGCAUGAAUAUGUAUGAAGGCAUGAGGAAUGUGUAUCAAGGUGUCAUGAAUAUGUAUGAGUUGAAUGGUUUUUAUCUGACCAUCAAGGUAUAAUCUUUGAUGAGUAAUUUUAAAUGAUAGACAUCUUGAAAUGUAGCAAAAAGAACCUUCUCAUAGAAUACAGAAUUUGUCACUUAAGACUUGAAAGUAGGACAGAAAAUGUCAAGACAUUGGAUAUGAUAUAAAGUUCUACUAUAUAUUUUUUUAUGAAAAAUUAAGUUUGUAUUAAGAUGAGGCCUAUGCAUCCAUUAUUUAUUGUUCCCAUUGACCAUAAGAUUUAUGUAUAUUUCUUCAUCAUUUUGUGUUGCAGUUAUCAUUGCAAUUUAUGCACUAUAUUGGGCAGUGUUUUCAUGAUUUAACACAUAGAACAUGGUAAUAAUUCUAUAUUAGAUGUGUUUUUGCCAAUCUACCAACACCAAAAACAUUUGACCAUUUUUUCCUCAAUAAUAUACUAUCUGCAGUAAUUACUUGAACUUUAUGAAAAUUAUUCUCUUCCUUCAUCAGCCAAUAAAAUGGCAGCUCAGUAGCUUAUGACAGUAGCAUGUAAUGUGCCAACUGUUUUUGUGUAACAGGGCCCUGCUAUCAGGGUAAGAUAUUAACAUAGUGAGUGUUCCCCUGUUCACCCGUCUCAAUACCUUAUCAUAACAUAUGGUAAUCUGCUAUCCCUUCUUCUGCCUAAUAGAUCUACUAAGCAGCAUACAAGAAACAUCGGACAAUUGAUUGCUUCAGACAUGAAGAUUUUAGAAACAAGCGUUUGGAUGUAAAACGUGAGGUGUAUAUUAUGAAGAGGUGUAUGUGAUCACGAGGUUGCUUGUAUAUACUUAUGAAAAUUAUGGAGGAUAAUAAUAUUUCUCUGUAAUUAUUUGAUCACAUGAAUGUAUUUAAAUUUACUUUUAUCCUGUCAGGAUUGCAAUGCCCACUUUUUGAUACUAUGGUACGAAUUAAUAUUACUUGAAUUGUAUCAAAUCUAAAGUGUGAUAGAUUAAUGUUUAUAUUCCUUUAUGAAAUGAUUUACCUUGCAUCUCAUAGCUCAAAGUAUACCUGUAACUCAAACUCACCUUCAAGAUUUUUUUUGGCAAAAUAUUUAAAUGUAAAAAUAAAAAAACAAUGUAUCGGUAUAUACGUGUUAACUCAUAUGUUUCUGCUGUGACUCAAUUAUCGUAGUGACGUUAUCUCUUGGAACAGUCUCUUGAAAGAAGAGUGAUAAAAAGGGAUAUCAUAUCACCUUUAAUGUACUGUACUUGGUUACGUACAAAAGGUCACAGUUCUUUUUAAGAACUUUUUCUACCUCCAGACUAACCACUAUCUUCAUUGAAUUGGCAACAUCAAACGUUGCCGCUCUUCAUUAUAGGAAAAUAAUCACCUGUUCAGAGAGGUCAAAUCCUGAUAGAAGCAUAUGCUUUGUUGUUUAUAAGAUAUCCAACAACAGUGUUUUCUAUUUCAAUUUUUGUUAUCAAAGGGUUAUUUAUGAUUUUUCAUUAAGCUGUCAGUACUGAGUUGUAGUGAGUUCAUAAUACAUUUGAAAAACAAGUAUUUAUAUUUCAUUCUUGGUUUUAUUAGUGUGCAUAGUUUGAUCUGAAAAGGGGUACAUAAUACAUAUAUGCAUGUUUUGUUUAUUUUUUAAUGAUACCUGUCCCUAUAUCUGAAUAAUUCUUUUGGGUAAAAAUCAAUUCAUAGUAAUUGUUCAUUUGUAUACAACUGUAUUGAGCUUUGAUUAAGAUAACAACACUUUGCCCAAUGCAAUUGAAUACAAAGCAUGGAAUCUAAUUGUACAUUCACAAUAGGAUUUGGUGUCAAGGUUUUUAUGAUGCACAGAAUGAUUGAUGAUAUGAGUUGAUGUACUUUAGUAACAGUACAUGUACCAAGAAGUUUAUCAGUACUCAAUUUGAAUGAUGUGUCAUUGUCCAAUUGGUUUUUGCAGUACUGUCUUUUAAUAGUUAAUGCACUCUAAAUUUCAGAGAUUUGAAGUAAGUUCAGAAAGGCUGUGCACAAAUACCAGCUGAACAGUGGAUUAUUUAGAAUCUUAAGGAUUUAUUAUCAAAUCUCAAAAGAUUCCAAUUCAAAUCUUCUAUUUAACUUGAGGUUAAAAUCUAAAUCCAAUGUUCAGUUAGUCACAAUUCACAGUAGUUCAUGAUUUUAUUCUAAAUCUUUUAAAUUUAGAGUGAGGAUGACUAAGUAUUACUCAUGAUACGUACCUACCUAAAUUCAGUUGGAGGUCUGAAUAUCUUGAUGAUUCUGUGCAUCAGAUUUUGUCAGUUUGAUUUCAGAUAAAAAUUGUCCCAUUUUGUUUCAUAUAAAUGUGUAUAUAAUUUCACCUCCCAUAUGUCUGUAAUUGCCCAAUUUCCUGCCAAUCUUUGUUUCAAGAAUCAUGCAUGAAAUUGAAUCUUCAGCAAAGAUUCAAAGAGGCAGGUGAAUUAGGUGGACAAUCUGUUCAAUAGCAAGAUAUCAUGUACCAGGAAGGGACAUGUCAAUUUCAUUCAAUGCCAAUUUUGGGUGAAAUCAAUCCAAGAAAUUUAAUUUUACUGUCCCACGGGAAAAUGUUUGCAUGGAACAUGUUGGUUGAUAUUUUCACAGUGGUUUCAGUCCAACAUCUCUAAAAUCUCCAUUACUGCAUUUUGCUAUUGCUGAACAUGAAAACAAUACCAAAAUUGUAAAAAAUAAUAUCUGAAAUCUCUUGACUUGUGCAUAAUAACCUAAAUUUAUUAAUAUUUUAUCUCAUACAAUUUUUUGUGAACAGAAAGAAAAUAUAAUUUACUGGUAUUAACAGCAUGGUUUAUAAGAUGUUUCCAUAAUAUAGGAGAAGAUGAACAUAUCAAGGGCACGAAGCUUUCCCAUCUAUCUUCUAAACUGAUAAUACUGUGCAGAAUAGCAUACUUUGGUGUAUACUGAUCAUACAUAUGAGAGGUCACUGAAAAUAACUUGCAGUAUUUAGGAUGAUAGGAAAACCAAAAAGGAGAGAUAUGGGGGGGGGGAUGGUAGAGAGAAUUAGAAAAAAGAAUAUCCCAUCCAUCUCAAUCUAGAAUGGGAUUGAAAUUCAGUUUUAUUUCCCCGGACAGUGUAAAGUGAUACAAUCAUCUGACUUGAGUAGUAAAUGACAAUCAUAUAUCCUCAGGCAUACUGUCAAUGAAACUGCAUUAUGAUGGUAAUCAUAGGAGAGAUAUAGAUGAAUAUAUUUACAGUUUCAUUUAUUUGAUAUUCAUUGGAAACAUGAUGAAUCUGUUAUGUGUUGCUGUUCAAAUUGACGGGUUGUAUCUUUACUAGAAAACAUCCUUGACCACACUCCACCAAAGACUUUCUUCUUGAAAGUUGAAAUGUGAUCAUUCAAAGGAACUUACAUCUAUGAGAUAUAUUGGAUGAUUAGUUUCAUUUUUAUCUGUCCUUGGUUGCAUAUUUAUAAAAAUUCCAUGGAAUCUUUUUUUAUGCCACAGUGCAUCUCUUUAUCUCACUGUGUGCAUAAUUGAAACCCAAGGCUAGCAUUGCAUUUUCAUUUAUCUUUGCUCACUUAUUAUAUGCACAACUGCGCAUAUCAACUCUCCCUGUCUGGGUUAUUUACCCAUGCCCCCAUCCCACGCUCCUUAACUGGAGCAUUUCACGCAUCAUGGUUAUUACUUUUCACCAGGAGAUGGAGUGAUAUCCAAGGUUGAUGAUGGACGAUAACGCAAGAGAGCGUGGCCCAAUGAUCUGCCCUCCUCCUCCCUAUGGCCAUUUAGAAUAGGUGUGGAAAAUUGGAAAUUGAUUCGGGAAUAUGAAAUGAAUAAUUAAUACCUUUGCACUCUCUCUCUCAGUCCUCCCUUGAAGUGUCUAUCUGUUUGAGGGAAAGAUAGUUAUUGAUGAGUUUAGAUAAGGUAUGUAUGAUGUUUUGACAGUUAAUGAUUGUAUACAACUCCAAUACUCCAAAAAAAGUCAUUUGUCUGUGCAUUAUGCAUGAUAUUGUAUUUCAUUUUAUUUCACAGUAAACCAACCCCAAAGUAUUUUUCCCAAUUAAAUCCUUUCAAGUUCUUUUUUAUUCUCUCAUUGUGCUGAAUCUCAAGUUUACAGUCUACUGUCAAGGGACCUAUUUUCGCACAAAUCCAUGAUAGAAAUGGCAUGAAUAAACAUACAUGUAGUUCAUGUCUAUUUUUGUUGUGAGUCGAGUAAAGAUAUCUUUCUCCAAGGAAUGCUAGGAAUUCUAAAUCGGUGCUAAGAGUUGUUACAAGUAAAAUGUGUGACUUGGAACUACUUCUCUAUGACCCCAUCCAUCUUGGGUUACUAAAAGCAAAUAGACAGAAGGUGGAUGGAAGAGGUUGCAUUCAUCAUGGAGAGGAAACCUCUCCCACCAUUUUUAGUAUCUGGAGACCGUGUUGGUGUAUUCACACCUCCUCCAUUAGGAAAUGAAGAAAAUUUUCAAGCCUGGAAUCAUCCGAUAAUUCACCUUCACUGUUAUAUUGACAAUAUUAAGUUUCCAUGGUCAUGAACAUGAAACAAUUUUUGCAAUAUAGAAAAAGAUGUUCACCCUUGCAUCACAU
Messenger RNA from Lytechinus variegatus (green sea urchin), 7139 nucleotides. RefSeq lists its product as uncharacterized. The record is from RefSeq and is a predicted model, not a curated record. The coding region runs from base 253 to 1098 and encodes 281 amino acids. Lineage: Eukaryota; Metazoa; Echinodermata; Echinoidea; Temnopleuroida; Toxopneustidae. Gene Ontology annotation, cellular component: membrane. The transcript has 3 exons. Gene Ontology annotation, biological process: cell adhesion; tissue regeneration.